AGAGUAAGCGUUCCGGGGGAGAACCCCCGGACCCCCCUUUCUUUUCAGCUUCCCAGUAUCCUCAAUCCUAAUACCAGAAUAAAGCGUCCCGGGGGAGAACCCCCGGGCCCCCUUCCUUUCAGCUUCCCAGCAACUGCACCUGUCAUCAUGGAUCAUGGAUGUCAUGCACAGCUACCUGCAAGAGAAUGAGUGCACUGCAUAACCACUGCCGAACCAAAGGCGGUAACCACCUCCCGCGCCGCGGCACCUCUGCUCCCUCCCCUCCAUCCAUCAACCCCUCCAUCAACAUUCAACAAUACCAAGUACAAACAUUGAACUCACCACAAUCCCCGAAAAAAGAACAACCACACCAAAAAAUGACCCAACAUCCACGACCCCCAAAACAAACCGACUUCCCUCCGCAUUUAACAAUAACAAUUACCCCCCCAACGAGCAAAUCCUCACCCCAACCCCGCAACGCAAGCACGCCGAAUCCAACCUCCCCAAAUAUAUUAUUGCUGUUACACGGAAUAGGCGACACAGCCUCAAACUUCACCAACUUUGGCCGCGCGCUCAACCUCCCCGAAACAACCGUGCUAACGCUCCAAGCCCCGCACCCUCUCCCCUUCGACCUGGGCGGCUUCCACUGGGGCGACGACGUCACAUUCACGCCGGCCGGCGAGCUAGAUGCCGACGCAGGGUUCACGCGCGCCGCGCGCACGGUCGUCAACGAUGUGAUCCUCGGGACGCUGGUUCAGAAAUGUGGGUAUCGUCUCCGAGAUGUGCUGGUUUUUGGACUCGGGCAGGGCGGGAUGUUGGGUUUGGUUGUUGCGGGGUUGCUGAGGGAUCUAUCUGGUGGUGAUACUGGGGGUAAUACUGGUGGUGGUGAUGGUGCAGCCGGUGACAAUGAUCGAUGGCUGUCCGGGGUGGUUUCGAUCGGGGCCGCGUACCCCAUGUCUGCGGUGAAGAAUACCACAUCCAUCAAAAACCGCACGCCCGUGUUGCUCGUGGCCGGGCGGGGCUCGCUCGUGGUGACGGAGAGUGCGGUGCGCCGGACGAAGGAUCGCUUCGAGUUUGUCGAGGUCCAUCAGUAUGCGCGCAGGGGCGAUGGGAUGCCCCGGAACCGCGAGGAGAUGCUGCCGAUCAUGCAGUUCCUGGCGCGGAGAUUGAGGAGUUGGCAGGGCGUGCCUGAGGGGAGUGUGGAGAUUUCCUGAAAUCAAAAGUUCCCAGUACGUGGGCGAAUGGGAUGUGCUGUGGGCUGUACGAUACUCAGUCGAUUCAUAGUGGUGAUAGUGGUAGUACAGUACAUAU
Molecule: messenger RNA, 1290 nt
Organism: Aspergillus homomorphus CBS 101889
Lineage: Eukaryota; Fungi; Ascomycota; Eurotiomycetes; Eurotiales; Aspergillaceae
Product: alpha/beta hydrolase
Exons: 1
Coding region: 186-1193 (335 amino acids)
Biological process (GO): protein depalmitoylation
Cellular component (GO): cytoplasm
Molecular function (GO): carboxylic ester hydrolase activity; palmitoyl-(protein) hydrolase activity
Source: RefSeq, a predicted model, not a curated record